Molecule: messenger RNA, 2065 nt
Organism: Rana temporaria (common frog)
Lineage: Eukaryota; Metazoa; Chordata; Amphibia; Anura; Ranidae
Gene: ARGLU1
Product: arginine and glutamate rich 1
Exons: 5
Coding region: 88-915 (275 amino acids)
Cellular component (GO): mitochondrion; nucleoplasm
Molecular function (GO): cadherin binding
Source: RefSeq, a predicted model, not a curated record
GUGGCGCAGGGCUGGGGGGGGGGUGGUCGGCCAUCUUGUUCUACGUUCCUUAGUGUCUACCACCAGGCCGCCGCUGUUCGCUGACCCAUGGGCCGCUCCCGAAGUCGUAGCUCUUCCCGCUCCAAGCAUGUCAAGAGCAGCAAGCACAACAAGAAGCGGAGCCGGUCCCGGGAGAAGGAGCGUGUAAAGAAGCGCUCCAAGUCCCGGGAGAGUAAGAGGAACAAGCGGCGGGAAUCUCGCUCCAGGUCUCGCUCGAACACAGCUACCAGGAGGGAGCGGGAGAGACCCGUCACUCCGCCCGAACGUCUUGAUAUCUUCGGCCGCACGGUCAGCAAAAGGAGCAGCCUGGAUGAGAAGCAGAAGAGGGAGGACGAGGAAAAGAAGAUGGAGUAUGAACGACAGAGGAGGAUUGCAUUGGCUGCUUUUGCAAGAAAUACAGCUAGGCAGCAAGAAAUUGAGGAAAAGCUCAUAGAAGAGGAGACAGCGCGUCGUGUGGAAGAGCUGGUUGCCAAGCGCGUAGAAGAAGAAUUGGAGAAGCGGAAAGAUGAAAUAGAACGAGAAGUUCUGCGCAGGGUUGAGGAAGCUAAACGCAUCAUGGAAAAGCAGUUGCUCGAAGAACUCGAGCGACAGAGGCAGGCAGAGCUAGCUGCUCAGAAAGCCAGAGAGGAAGAAGAAAGAUCAAAGCGUGAGGAGUUGGAGCGAAUACUUGAAGAAAAUAACCGUAAAAUUGCUGAAGCACAAGCCAAACUGGCUGAGGAGCAAUUGAAAAUUGUUGAACAACAAAGAAAAAUACAUGAGGAGAGAAUGAAAUUAGAUCAAGAGAGACAAAGACAACAAAAAGAAGAGCAAAAAAUUAUUUUGGGCAAGGGAAAGUCCAGGCCGAAAUUAUCUUUCUCGUUAAAAAGCCCGGAUUAAACGGCAUGAACUAUUUCCACACCAAAACAAGACUGUAUGGUAGCUUCAUGUUGAAGUGUUUUUUUUUUUUUGUUUUUUUUUUUAUUAUUCCCUUUUUUUGUUUUUUUUGUCUGGAAUAUAAAAAUAUCAUUUCUCAAAGGGGCUGUGCUCUAAACUCCGUAACAUUAUAUUUUUUAUGUAUCGUUUUUUUUUUUUUUUUUUUUUCCCAAUUAAACUGAAGUUAAAUUCUUAUCAGAUCAUUAGACAGUUCAUAUUGUUGUUUCUGUACUAAAGUGGGCUAUAAGUAUUAGAUGGCAGAUACUCUGGGAUUUUGAAAGUCUCCACCGCUGUUCCAGAUUUUUUUUUUCAUGUAUAUAUAAUAUAUGAGGACCACCUUCUGUGGAGGUCUUUUGGGUGGGAUAGAAAAUGGUUCUUCACUGUCGGAGCAGUGGUAAUCUCUUCAGCACUGUUAAUACAACAUGUUCAUAGAAAAUGAGCUUGCAGGUUUACCAGCACUGGAGAGAAAAACAAUAAUGGGGUGGCUGCUGACCACAGUUUAAUUCCUGUGGUCAGCUUCAGGGCUUGUGUUGGAAGCAUUUUGUCGCAGAACCUGGGAUCAUCUUGACAACUUCUGCAUUUUAAUCUUGGUGGUUCUGUGGACACAGCUGAAUUUCAGUAUUCAGUGUCUGACCACCAAAGAACAGUUUUUCAAGGUGCUUGCUGCUCAUGUACUGCUUCAAGUAUCACUAAAUGCAGUAGUCUCAAAUGACCCCUGGUACAGUGACAAGAAGCUUGGGAGCAUCAUGCUUCUUUGUUCUUCAUGAUCUGGUAAGCUUUUAACUAACCCCAGUGACGUCAUUUUUUUUUCACUGAUAGAAUAUUAGAUUUUUUUUUUAAUAACUAAAAAACGAAAGUUUGCACCCAUACAACUCCUCAGUAUUGUUGGAACAUUGUAGUGUAUUGUAACAUCAGUGUCCCCAUGAUGCUAUUCCACUUGCACUUGAAGUCCUGGUACAGGUAAGGAUACAAAUAGUCAAAAAUCACCUCAGAGUCUCUCUAGUUCAGUAUUGUCCAUGCAGAAUUGUUUUUAACCUCUUUGAUGCAAUCUGAUCCAAUUUUCCACAGUGUAAAUACAUGAAUUUGCUGAAUAAAGUCUUAAUUGCGUCAUGUA